UGACUGUUGAAUAUAAACAACAAUGUAAACAUUACAAUUUUGUUCAAUGAAAAUUAUUUAUUAUUCUGAAAGAAACUCAACGUUUAUUUUGGCCACACUAGUAGAAUGGAGGACAACAAAGAUUAUGUUCUGAUGGAUAUGUCAUCUGAAAAUGAACUUACUAGCCAAACGGAACUGAUAAGUGUGUUGGUGAUUUGCAGACUUUGUGCUAACCAGAAUGACAAACUCAUAGGCAUAUACAGUGAAGAUGGCAUCAAUAAUGAUUUGGCAAACAAAAUGAAUCUCUAUCUACCAAUUAAAGUCUAUGAGACUGAUGACCUGCCCCUUCAGUGCUGUUGGCAAUGUGCAUCUACUGUUCUGGCUUGGCAUGAGUUAGUGGUGGCUAGUGUAGAAGCUGACCGAAGACUGAGAAGCAGUCAAUUUGUAACCACAAAAGAAUUACAAGACAGUAUCAAUCAAGAAGUGGAUGACAAUGUACAGCAACAUGAAAAUGAAAAAUGUCAAGAACUCGAAGACCAGCAAGAAACUACGAAACCAGAAGACCAAGAACUGAACAAUUCCUUAGUUACGAGAGAAAGUCUAUCGAAGUUUUGCAACCUAUGCGACAAACAGUUCCACUCAAAAACCGAAUUGAAAAAUCACAUGCUGACCUGCCACAACCUGAAACAAUCCAAAUUCAGAAGGAAAAAAUCGGACAUCAACGCCCCAUUCACUUGUCCAGCGUGCCCAAAGACAUUCACAAGAAAAUUCGACAUGCACAAACACAUCAAAUCGAAACACCCCACUGAGGCUUCCACCGUCCAACCAUCAAUAAGAAGCCAAAACCUCCAAGUGGUAGAAAAAUGUAAAGUCACCAGGAAAGACGGUGGCGCGUAUUUCGCUUGUGAUAUUUGCCAGCAAGAGUUCAACGACAGCAGCCAGUUCACUAGGCACCGCAAGGCACAUUUUGAGAGGAACACCCACAUCUGCAAAGUAUGCGGGAAAACCUUCAAAUGUUCCGCACAUCUCAAGCGGCACGUAGAGCACCUCCACAGGGGCGUCAAAAACUUCACUUGCGCCAUCUGCGACCUGAAAUUCGCCACCAAAUUCAGCCUGGAGGAGCACCUGAACAUCCACACGGACAACAGGCCCUUCGUCUGCGAGAUAUGCGGCAAGGCUUUCAAGCAGAAAUCCUCCCUCUACGUGCACAACCUCUAUCACAACGACAACUUCCCGUUUUCCUGUGAUUUGUGUCGGAAGAGGUUCAGGCGCAAGGGGGACCUGGUUGUUCACCAGAGGAUACACACGGGGGACAAGCCGUACGGUUGCGCAGUGUGCGAUAAGAGGUUCAGGUUGGGGCACGACAUGAAGAGGCAUCUGAAGAUUCACGUGAAAAAUAGGCAAACGUGAUUCAUUUCAGAACUGAUGUAAGCUUUGAAAAUGAGAGGGAUGUAGAAAAGAUUAGUAAGUUGACCAAC
Molecule: messenger RNA, 1457 nt
Organism: Phaedon cochleariae (mustard beetle)
Lineage: Eukaryota; Metazoa; Arthropoda; Insecta; Coleoptera; Chrysomelidae
Source: the annotation of a GenBank genome assembly